AUGCACCUUCGAUUCAUCGAUACAUUCCGGUUUACACCUGAUAGUUUAGACAACCUGGUCACUAACCUAGUCAAAUCAGCAUCAAAUCCUGAAGACUUGUCCAAAGUGCUGUCACAUACUGCCAAGGUGUUUGGAAACAAAUUGAGCCUUGUCUCAAGGAAAGGAGUGUUUCCAUACGACUACUGCGAUUCAUGGCAGAGACUCAAAGAAACAUUGCUACCACCCAAAGAGGCAUUUUUCAGAAAGCUGACUGAUAGGAGUGUUAGCAGUGAUGAUUAUGAACAUGCUCAAACUGUGUGGAACCAAUACAGUUGUAGAACUCUGGGAGAGUACAGUGACCUGUACUUGAAAACAGAUGUUCUACUGUUGGCCGAUGUCUUUGAGAGCUUCCGCGAUGUAUGCAUAAAGACUUAUGAUUUGGAUUGUGCGCACUACUUUACAUCUCCAGGCUUUUCCUUUGACGUCAUGCUGAAAUAUACUAAAGUUGAGCUUGAGCUCCUUACUGACUAUGACAUGUACAUGUUUAUCGAGCGAGGUAUCAGAGGAGGAAUAACAAAUUGUAUACACCGUCAUGCAAUUGCCAACAACAAGUGCACUGGCGCACCUUGGGAUCCAGAGAAGCCUACAUCCUAUCUGUUAUAUACAGAUGCCAACAACCUAUAUGGCUGGGCAAUGUGUCAGCCAAUUCCAUGUCGCCAAUUCCAAUGGAUGGAUAAAGAAGAAUUGGAAGCAGUGACAAUGGGUAUUACAGGUUUAGGGGAUAAUAUGGAGAUUGGAUACAUUCUAGAGGUGGACAUUGAAUACCCUUCCAACUUGCACAGCGAGCACAAUGAUUUCCCAUUUCUUGCAGAGAACAAGAAAACUCUUAAAUCCAAUCAUGUACGACUCAUGACAACCCUGUAUGAUCGAGAACAUUAUGUAUGUCACUACCGCACCCUAAAACAAGCAGUACAGCAUGGGUUGAAGAUGAAAAAGGCUCAUCGAGGUGUGCAGUUUGAGCAGAAAAACUUUCUAGCAUCAUACAUCAUGCUUAAUACAAAGCUAAGACAACAGUCAAAGAAUAAAUUUGAAAAGAACUUUUUCAAACUCAUGAACAAUGCCGUGUUUGGCAAGACAAUGGAAAAUGUGCGAAAAAGAAUGAGCAUGGAGCUAGUGAAUGAUGAGAAGCGGUUGAAGAAACUGAUUGCUCGACCAGUGUACAAAGAUCGUAUCAUAUUUGGCGAGAAUAUUUGCGCUGUUACGAUGCAUAAAGAGAAAGUGGAGCUCAAUAAACCAAUCUAUAUAGGGUUAUCAGUGCUUGACAUCAGCAAAACCCUCAUGUAUGAAUUCCAUUAUGACAUCAUGAAGCCCAUCUACAAGGACCGUCUUCAACUCUUAUAUCAAGAUACUGAUAGUUUGUUCUACCUUGUCAAGACAGAGGACAUGUACAAAGAUAUCAUCAACAAUCAGCAGCUUAAAGAUACCUUUGACACUUCAGAGUACCCUGCAGACCACCCAUGCUACUCAGAUGCAAACAAAAUGGUGCUUGGCAAGUUUAAAGAUGAAUAUGCUGGCCGAGCGCCACUUGAGUAUGUAGGCCUACGAUCAAAGCUAUAUGCCUGUAGGUGUUACAAUAGUGACCCGAAUCAGUUGACAAGUGGAUUGAUAAAAAAAGCUAAAGGAGUACGGAGACCAAUACUUGGGCGAGAACUCUCGAAAUUGCAUCCAGAUGCUGAACGUUACAUAGUCUUCCAAGACUAUCUAGAUUGUCUAUAUGGUGAUGAGGAUAUCUAUAGAGAACAAGUGAUGUUUGGCACUAGGAAACAUCAAAUCAUGACUCAAGUCAUGAGAAAGAAGGCACUGAGCAAAGCUGAUGAGAAGAGGCAUAUUCUAGAUGAUGGAAUUACAACUCUUGCACAUGGACAUUACAAGAUCCCCACUCCAGCACACAGGGAUGAGGAGAAGGAUGAGGAGGAUAGUAUAAAAGGAGGAAGCAAUGCACGUUCUCAUCACUCUGCAUUCAACAUGCAUGCCACCAACAUUCAAGUCGUGCUCUGCCUCAUGCUGGCUCUUGGAGCCUAUUCACUGGAUCCAAAGUAUAGGAGUGAAGACUUUCUAGCAUCCAGGGAGCAUGGACUGGAUAUAUACAACAUUUUCCACAUCAGGCAAUGUCUGAUGUCAUCCAGCAAGUUCAACCACGACCUUGCAGCAAUGUACAAUGAUGUCAGCAACUGGUAUUUAAAAAUCGCAGGAGAGCAUGAAGUGGGGGAGGAACUGUGUCACAAAAUCCACUGCGCAUAUGAUCUGCGCAACUGUCUCCACCCAUCAUUCACAUCGCUGGAUUUCCUUGAAGCAGUUAUUACAAAGUCAGUUGAGGUGUGCUCAUCCUACUGUCAACAUGGGCUGUCAACAACAUCUACAUCCAGUACUUCAAUCAGCAAUGGCGCCAGCAGACCCUGA
Messenger RNA from Nilaparvata lugens (brown planthopper), 2439 nucleotides. RefSeq lists its product as uncharacterized. The transcript is spliced from 2 exons. The record is from RefSeq and is a predicted model, not a curated record. The coding region runs from base 1 to 2439 and encodes 812 amino acids. Lineage: Eukaryota; Metazoa; Arthropoda; Insecta; Hemiptera; Delphacidae.